Messenger RNA from Cinclus cinclus, 2250 nucleotides. RefSeq names its product proprotein convertase subtilisin/kexin type 1 (gene PCSK1). Bases 1 to 2250 code for a protein of 749 amino acids. Gene Ontology annotation, molecular function: serine-type endopeptidase activity. Gene Ontology annotation, cellular component: Golgi membrane; trans-Golgi network. NCBI's taxonomy places the organism in Eukaryota, Metazoa, Chordata, Aves, Passeriformes, Cinclidae. The transcript has 14 exons. The record is from RefSeq and is a predicted model, not a curated record. Gene Ontology annotation, biological process: protein processing.
AUGGCCGGGCGGCGCUGGGCCGGCCGGUGCGCGGCCCUGGCCGUGCUCCUGACAGCCUGGUCCCUGCCCCGAGGAGGCAGCGCCGGCCGGCUCUUCCUCAACGAGUGGGCGGCGGAGAUCCCGGCCGGCCCCGACGCUGCCAGAGCCAUCGCGGACGAGCUGGACUACGACCUGGUGGGGCAGAUUGGAUCACUCAAAAACCACUACUUAUUCAGACAUAAGAGUCACCCCAGACGGUCCCGAAGAAGUGCUAUUCAUAUCACUAAGAGACUUUCUGAUGAUGAGCGGGUGUCGUGGGCAGAGCAGCAGUAUGAAAAAAAGCGAACCAAGCGUGCCUCUGUGAGAGACUCAGCAGAAAGUCUUUUCAAUGACCCUAUGUGGAACCAGCAGUGGUAUCUGCAAGAUACAAGAAUUACUCCAUCCCUGCCCAAACUGGAUCUCCACGUUAUUCCUGUGUGGCAGAAAGGAUUUACAGGAAAGGGAGUUGUCAUCACCGUCCUAGAUGAUGGAUUGGAGUGGAAUCACACUGACAUCUAUGCUAACUAUGACCCAAAGGCAAGUUAUGAUUUCAACGACAAUGAUCAUGAUCCCUUUCCUAGAUAUGAUCCAACAAAUGAAAACAAGCAUGGGACACGCUGUGCAGGAGAAAUUGCCAUGCAAGCCAACAACAGAAAAUGUGGAGUUGGAGUAGCCUACAACUCCAGGGUUGGAGGUAUACGAAUGCUGGAUGGAAUAGUCACCGAUGCUAUUGAGGCCAGUUCAAUCGGUUUCAAUCCAGAACAUGUGGAUAUUUACAGUGCAAGCUGGGGCCCUAACGACGAUGGUAAAACAGUGGAGGGGCCUGGGAGGUUGGCACAGAAGGCUUUCGAGUAUGGGAUAAACCAGGGCCGAAAUGGGAAAGGUUCCAUUUUCGUGUGGGCUUCAGGGAAUGGAGGUCGUCAGGGUGACAACUGUGACUGUGAUGGUUACACUGACAGCAUCUACACCAUCUCCAUUAGCAGUGCUUCUCAGCAAGGGCUUUCUCCCUGGUAUGCAGAGAAGUGCUCUUCAACUCUGGCCACAGCCUACAGCAGCGGGGAUUAUACUGACCAAAGAAUUACAAGCGUUGAUCUUCACAAUGAGUGUACAGAAACCCAUACAGGGACCUCUGCAUCUGCACCUCUGGCAGCAGGAAUUUUUGCUCUGGCCCUGGAAGCAAACCCAGAUCUUACAUGGAGGGAUAUGCAGCACUUGGUAGUGUGGACCUCAGAAUAUGAUCCACUGGCUGGAAAUCCAGGAUGGAAAAAAAAUGGAGCAGGACUGAUGGUUAACAGCCGAUUUGGGUUUGGGCUACUCAAUGCUAAUGCCUUGGUGGAUUUGGCUGAUCCCACAAGAUGGAAAGGUGUACCAGAAAAAAGAGAGUGUAUAGUCAAAGACAAGAGCUUCGAACCCAGAUUAUUAAGAGCAAAUGAAGAAGUCAUCAUUGAAAUUCCCACAAAAGCCUGUGAGGGUCAAGAGAACUCCAUUGCAUCUCUGGAGCAUGUGCAGCUCGAGGCAACAAUUGAAUAUUCCCGUAGAGGUGAUCUUCAUGUUACUCUGGUUUCUCCAUCAGGGACCAGCACUGUCUUACUGGCUGAGAGAGAGAGAGACAAAUCUCCCAAUGGCUUCAAGAACUGGGACUUCAUGUCUGUCCAUACAUGGGGGGAAAAUCCAGCAGGCACAUGGAUUUUGAGAAUUACUGAUAUGUCCAGACGAAUACAAAAUGAGGGGAGGAUUGUAAACUGGAAAUUGAUUUUGCAUGGCACUGCUACCCAGCCUGAACACAUGAAGCAGCCACGUGUGUAUACAUCCUACAAUGCUGUGCAGAAUGACAGAAGAGGAGUGGAGAAGAUGACAGAUCUUGCAGAGGACCAUACUACACUGGAGAGCUUGAGUGAAAAACCCAAAGCCACAGAAGACACCAGCAGCAGCAGUGACAAAGCAGAAGAUAAAAUCCCAUCAGAGGCCAUGCUGCAUUUACUGCAAAGUGCUUUUAGCAGACAGAUGGAUCAGAAGCAACUGCCAAAGAAGACCACAAGUGAGAAGUUAAACAUUCCAUAUGAACACUUCUAUCAAGCCCUCAAAAAAUUGAACAAGCCCUCCCAGUUGAGAGGCUCAGAAGAAAGUCUGUACAGUGACUACGUUGAUCUUUUUUACAAUGCCAAACCUUACAAGCAUAGAGAUGAUAGACUGCUGCAAGCUUUGGUUGAUAUCAUAAAUGAAGGAAAUUAA